Clupea harengus (Atlantic herring) is the source of this 855-nucleotide messenger RNA. Its product is annotated as protein mono-ADP-ribosyltransferase PARP12-like. Lineage: Eukaryota; Metazoa; Chordata; Actinopteri; Clupeiformes; Clupeidae. The transcript has 3 exons. Gene Ontology annotation, cellular component: nucleus. The annotation marks the transcript as partial. Gene Ontology annotation, molecular function: NAD+ poly-ADP-ribosyltransferase activity; metal ion binding. The record is from RefSeq and is a predicted model, not a curated record.
UGUCCUAUAGGCUUGGCCGGCUGUUGCCCGUGCGUGUAUUAGGACUAGUCUUUCCUAACAAUGUCGGAGGCGAAUAUCUUGAAAAUCAUUUGCGGUAACGGAGGGGCGAUAUAUUAUGAGAGACUCCUUGAAUUAGCUUCCGGCUUUCCAGAUAUAAACUGCUUUGAAUUUGAUUCUCUCAUCGAAAAUGAUCAGUUAUUCUCUCUGACGGAGAACAGUGGCGUCAAACAAGUACUAGCCAAAACAAACGUCAGACUCUGCAAAGUGAGAGACUGCACUGGCUGUAAAAAUCUUCAUCUUUGUAAGUUUUAUCUACAUGGAGAAUGCAAAGGAAGACGCUGUGGUUACGGACACAAUUUAAACUCGCACCACAACGCCAAAGUUCUCUCAGAACAUCAACUACAGAGGCUUAGCAGAGCAGAGAUCAGACAGUUACUUUUGCACAAUGACAGCCCACAUUCCCUGCUUCCACCGCUUUGUAUGAGUUACAACCAUGGUGAGGGUGACUAUGGCCGAUGUGAUGACAAGGAUAACUGCACGAGGCUUCACAUCUGCGAGGGCUACAUCCAAGGCACCUGCGACUCUGGCGACUGCGGCCGGUCACAUGACUUCUUCGAGCCCCACCCGAUGAGGACCCUGCGGGGGAGGGGUGUGCCCAGCGGAAUGGUUGGAUCCAUGCUCUCCGUCUACCGGAACAUCUUGGUGCUCAGGGGCACUCUGAAGUCCAAUGCUGGGGCCAAGAACAGAAGUGGCAGAAGGGGUAAAGGAGGAGGCGCCACCACUACCAGUGGUGUGGCUAAAGACGAAAGCAGUCCAGCACGGCCAGGUAACUGCUUUGAUCUGACCCCACAUUGC